UUUGGGCGGUUUAUGGGCGGUAGACUGGCAGUGGCGACAUUAAUGAAAAAACUGUAGUCCCUGAGAUCUUGACUCUCAUACGGACAGAUGGACAGACGGACGGACGGAUUGACGGACAGGGUCAGAUCGACACGGCUAUUGAUCCUGAUCAAGAUUGUGUAUGUUACAUAGUUUUCAACGAAUCUAGAAUGCCCUCUGCAAGUAACCUGUAUAAAAAUAGAUAAAUAUAAUAUGGUAAAUUUUCCAUUUUUAAAUUUAAUGCGCAAGUUAUUUUAAGUUGUAAAAUAAUGACUAGCGUUGACAGGUCGGUAAAUCUAAAAUCGCGUGUUCGCUCGAACGUUACAACUAGAGCAUAUCGAACUCUAAAAACACUCUAAACUUUAAUAACUUUCAAAGUGUUUACCGAAAAUUCAAUUUUUGUCAGCCGAUGUGUAAAGAAGCUUGAGUGUGGCCUCGAGACCAUAUUUGCGAGCACGCGUGCGUUAUUUUUUCAUAGCAAAUCAUAACGAUUUUUAUUUAGGGGCUUAUUUAGGGGCUUUCUCUUUAGAAUUAUUCUUAGUAGUGUCGUGUAUGUGGUCGAAGGAACACCAUGGAGUUUCGAAUUUGUUACACCCAUUCGCUGUACAAGAUCAUUGCCUUGUGCAGCUUUUUGACCAUCGCUCUUUGUCUAUUAUAUCUAUUAAAUACGUCUUCGAAUAAAGGUAAUAAGGUUUAUCCGCCUACCACGCGAGUUUCAAAGAAGUCUGAACCGCAGAAAUACUAUGUGAAAACAUCCAAGUGCCAUAUUCCCUUCGUUGAUCCUUUCAACGACGAAGCUAUGGAAGUUUACAAACCCCAAACACUAAUCACCUGCUCGAGUGAGACCGAUCUCAUAUCAACCAAAUACAAUAAAAUUAGCAAACGGCAUGUUCUGCACAUCGACGACGAAGUCGCCCAAAAAUUGCUUAAUUUCACAGACACGGAAUACAAUUGCUUUUACCGCGAAAUACAAUAUGGAAAUUGUGUAGAUACUUACGACAAUCUUAAGGGCAAAAAGUAUUUCACGAGUGGUUACGAGGUGCCAGUCCACGUGGAGGGAAUAAUCGUCGAGUGCCAGACUGCUGAGGAUCCGAUAGUCGUCCUCCAGAAGGACGCCUUCACCUUCAUCCAGCAAUGGCCGUUGCCCAAGGACUACAUAAAACCCAGGGCAGCUCGGAAGCCCAGUGUGAUAAUGUAUGGUAUUGACUCUCUUUCCCGGAUAAACUUACGCCGAACUAUGCCCAAAGUUUUCAACUUUCUCCAGGGCCCAGGAUGGUAUGAGAUGCAAGGAUACAAUAAGGUGGCCGACAACUCAUUUCCCAAUAUACUCGCUAUUCUCAGUGGAUAUUCGGCCGGUACGGCCAAAGUAAAUGUGUGCGAUACUGAUGAUGAAGGCUGCUUAGACAAAAUGCCAAUGAUAUGGAAGUAUUUCGAGAAUGCCAGUUAUUUGACAGGAUACGCGGAAGACGAAAGUACAUUUAAUCAUUUCACCUUCAAUAAGCCCGGAUUCUCCAAAAAGCCUGUAGACUACUACUUUCGCCCAUUGCUUAAGGCACUGGAGUCCGAAAUGGAUGUGUACCGAUUGCCGGGAAAUAACAUCAUACGAUACUGUCUGGGACGCAGAAUAGCGAAUCGUUAUAUCUACGACUAUGCCCAGCAGUUCACGCAGCGUUUUGUGCACGAUCGACCCAUUUGGGGAAUGUUCUGGUCAACUCACUUCAGUCACGACGAUCCAUUUCUGCCGUCGUCCAUGCAGGAAAAGAUUCUGGGAGAUCUGCUCGAUAUGCAUCAGGAUGGAGCUCUCAAGGAAACGAUAAUGAUAUUUUUCGCCGACCAUGGAACAAGAUUUGGCAAGUUGACUACUCUGAAGGAGGGCUAUCUUGAAGAGCGGCUGCCCAUGAUGUUUAUAUAUCUGCCCCCCUGGUUCCGUGAGACAUAUCCAUCUUAUGUGAGUGCACUGGAACUAAAUCAGCACAGGCUUAGUUCCAACUUCGACCUCCACAAUACACUCAAACAUAUCAUAGAGAUUGGAGGUACCCCAGAUGGUCAAAAGCUACCCAAGUCCUUCGACUGCCCCACCUGCCAGUCGCUGUUCUAUCCCCUGCCGGAAGGUCGUACCUGUUCGGAGGCGGGCAUUGAGGAGCACUAUUGCACCUGCGAACCCUACAGGACAAUCACGGGACUGAGUUGGACCACUCCAAUUGCCCACAGUGUGAUCGAUAGAAUAAACGAGUAUUUUGUUCAAAAGAACCUAACAAGCCUUUGCACCAAUCUGACAUUAAGCUAUAUCCAUAAGACUGAGUUGAAAACGGGUCUGAACAUAGAUUGGCACCAAAAAAUGAAAGAAAUGGAAACUGCUGUUUAUCGUAUUAAGUUCAAAGUGAAACAGAAUAGUGCUGACUUCCAAGCCACAGUGGUCUACCAUAAUUCCACCAAAUAUGCCGAAGUAGAUGUAGAGAAAAUCAGCAGGACGAACUCCUACAAAAAUGACUCCACUUGCAUUGAUGAUAAGCUUUCGAAACUAUAUUGUGUUUGUUUCAUUGACCUCAACAAAAACUCUUAAGCACAAAAUAAAGUUCAAACCUUUACGUUAGUUUUUCCCCUGUUUUC
Messenger RNA from Drosophila yakuba, 2628 nucleotides. RefSeq lists its product as uncharacterized. The coding region runs from base 590 to 2581 and encodes 663 amino acids. The record is from RefSeq and is a predicted model, not a curated record. Lineage: Eukaryota; Metazoa; Arthropoda; Insecta; Diptera; Drosophilidae. The transcript has 3 exons.